Penicillium brevicompactum is the source of this 1065-nucleotide messenger RNA. Its product is annotated as fungal specific transcription factor domain-containing protein. Lineage: Eukaryota; Fungi; Ascomycota; Eurotiomycetes; Eurotiales; Aspergillaceae. The transcript has 2 exons. Gene Ontology annotation, molecular function: DNA binding; zinc ion binding. The record is from RefSeq and is a predicted model, not a curated record. Gene Ontology annotation, biological process: DNA-templated transcription. Bases 1 to 1065 code for a protein of 354 amino acids.
AUGGGCGUCGGGGAAAUUGAGCUUCGAAAGCGCUUGUGGUGGUCGGUCUACGUACUUGAUAGAUUAACUUCGAUUCUACAUGGAAUACCUCCGCUUAUCAACGACGUCGAUGUUGACAAUGACUUGCCCAUUGAUUGUCAUCUUCAUGACCUGGAGGCCAGCGAGCUCUCCCACCCCUUGCCCGGGGAACGAACGGGCAUAUUUGUGUUCCUACAAUACGUAAGUCUCGGCAGGAAACUUUCAAGGGUUCUCGAUCUUCUCUAUACAACCACCCAACGUCGUGAUGGCGCACGAAAAAUCACUGAACUAGAUCGCGACCUCCGCGUCUGGAUUCAAAAUCUCAAAACGAGUGGCAUCAAUCUCGAUAUCGGGAGCACAAACUUUCAGCACUCAGUCGACAUUUCCGUUCAACCUUACGAAAACGCAACUAUAUGGCUCCAGCUCAUGUCAAGCAUAACUAUGAAUUUCAUACAUCGCCCUGGCCUCUCUUUUGAUGACACAACGGCAGACUUUGGAAUAUGUCUUAGGGCAUGUCUCGAUUCCAGCACUACUAUCUUGUCACUGAUCGAAGCAUUACAAGUUCCCAGAUGGCUUCGAAAUUUGAGCCUGAUCGGGCCCGCUACAGUAUUUCAGUCUUCACUCGUCCACAUUUAUUCACAUCUCAAAUACACCAUAUCUAAGCCAGAUUGGCUCCCAUCGCUUGAUACCAGUAUGGGGGUGAUCUCGAAGGGGGUCUCUUUAUUGAAAUCAGACGCCCAGAGUUCUUUGGUCAAUCAAGCAACGGGGAAUUUCUACCGCCAAUCUCUGCGCGAAAUAACCGAGACCUUGGAAACAUUACUCUCGUCAUUGCCUAUGGUGUCGCAAAGCUUCCUAGGUCCCGACUCAGUGGUGAACGAUGGUGCUCCUACUACUAACGACACUCUCGAUGAACAAUACUGGGGUGGCAAUGCGCUGGACGCUUUGAACUAUAUGAAUGCUUUUGAUUGGAUGGGCAACCCUUCGAGCCCAUUCAUGGGUUUUAUGGAUUUUGGUGGAUCCCUAGACAGCGAAGGCCAAUCCCUCUAA